Molecule: messenger RNA, 996 nt
Organism: Penicillium oxalicum
Lineage: Eukaryota; Fungi; Ascomycota; Eurotiomycetes; Eurotiales; Aspergillaceae
Product: phytanoyl-CoA dioxygenase family protein
Exons: 3
Coding region: 1-996 (331 amino acids)
Source: RefSeq, a predicted model, not a curated record
AUGACGGUGUCCGCUCGUGCUCCCGUGACCGAGAUCCCCGAGGUGCACGUUACCAAACAACACACUGACGAGGCGCUCGCCGCCCAGGUCAUUCAAGCAAUUGAACUGGCAGGUGUUUGUAUUGUGCGCAACAUCUUCAGCCAGGAGAUUGUCCAUCAGAUUCUGGAUGAUCUUGAGCCCCAUGUCCCGCAGACCGACUCCUUCAUCGGGUACAAUGCCAACGGAUGCCAGAUGACGGGACUUUUGUCCAAGUCCGAGACGUAUGCCAACAAGGUGGUUGGCAACAGCAUCUACGAGCAAGUGCGCAAUCACUUCCUCAUCAGUCGAUACCGCUGCUGGGUUCAAGAAGGUAUUAACAUGGAGUUCCAAAACCCCCCGCAACUCGACUCGACGGUGUGUUUUUAUCUCAAGCCCAAUUCGCCAGAUCAGCUCCUGCACCGGGAUGACCAGACCCAUCAAAACUGGAACGGUGCGGUCGAUUCGUACGUGAACGGCCGCGACGUCGGCUGCUCCAUGUUCGCCGCGCUCACCAACUCAACGCGCGAGAAUGGGACAACAAGAUUCAUUCCGGGUAGUCACUUGUGGGAUUACCAGGACCCGAUUCCCGUGGGCAAAGAUCCACGGCUUCGAUACGCCGAGUUGGUUCCGGGGGAUUGCUUCAUCAUGUUGGGUAGCGUGAUCCACGCCAGCAGUUCCAACACCACCACGGACCGCCGCGUGCUCAUCUCCACGCACGUCACCCGGAGUCAUCUGCGCCAGGAAGAAAACCCCUACCUGACAUACUCACGGGAAGAAGUUCGCCGGUUCCCAGUCUGGUUGCAGAAGUUCAUCGGGUACAAUGUCCUUACCCCCUUGUGUGGCUGGGUUGACAAGAAAGAUCCGCGGAUGCUGGUGGACCCUAGCGCCAAAGAUGAUAUGUACGCCGGGUACGGCGAUGCUUAUCUCGAGGCCCGAGCCAAGGCAGAUCAGGAGGCGGAAAACCAAAUCGUACAGUAA